Messenger RNA from Volvox carteri f. nagariensis, 1323 nucleotides. RefSeq lists its product as uncharacterized. The transcript is spliced from 3 exons. Lineage: Eukaryota; Viridiplantae; Chlorophyta; Chlorophyceae; Chlamydomonadales; Volvocaceae. Gene Ontology annotation, molecular function: protein binding. The annotation marks the transcript as partial. Gene Ontology annotation, cellular component: cytoplasm; ubiquitin ligase complex. The record is from RefSeq and is a predicted model, not a curated record.
CCGCAGCUGCAACAUGGAAACAGCUAUCAUAAUCAUUACCAUGCUCAGCAACAGCAGCAACAGCAAUACCAAAUAUUGGUUGUCUGCAACGGAGGAAUUUGCCCGCUGCUUGCCGCUUGCGAUUCCGUCGACGCAUCUUCCAGCCCUAAACUGGGCAGUCCUCUUACAGUCACAGGCGCCAUGACCUCUCAUAUCAGCCGCGUCCUUGAUGCAACGUUUGAGCCUCGAAGCGGUAUGGUCGUUCUAGCUGCCCCGAAGGCGCUUAUCUCCUUGGACGCGCGCAACGAGGCGUCGCGUCUUUCAGGCCAACUCAAAGGCUGGUUCGCGAACAGCUGCGACGGCGUCGGCGACGCGGCACGCUACACAUCACUGCAACGCAUCGUGGCCAGCGCGCCAGGCUAUCUUCACAUCAUGGACGAUCAAGGACAGGGCAAGACGUAUCUACGGCAGGUCCACCUCCUGGGCGGCUCCUGCGCCGUCAGUACUUUGAUGCCUGGCGACGGCGUCUUCACGUACGACCGUUCCACAGGAUCGGUACUGUACGUCACGGACUAUCGUACAAUCAACCGCGUCACGGCGCAGGGCUUGUUGGAGCCGGUAGUGGGGCACGAGGGUUGCAGCUACGACGGCGGCGUCGUAGCCUGCCGUGCAUCGCAUCGAGUUGACGGCCCCAUCGGACUGGCGCGCUUUGUGUCCGUCAUCGACAUCACCGCAGACGAGUACAGCAGCAGCGGCACGGCGGGCAGCGCCGCAAUGGAGCCGUUGCGCAUCGCGGCAGAGUCCCCGCCGGACGUGGUUAUCAUCGCCGGCGACGGCGGCACCUCCUUCCCGGCCCACCGCGCCGUUCUGUCGGCGCGCUGCCUCUACUUCCGCAAGCUAUUCUCCGCCAGCUUCGGCGGCGGCGGCGGCGGCGGCGCUGCCAGCAGCGGCAGCGACGACAUCGUAGAGGUGCCGCUGCGUGGCACCGAUCCCGACGCCCUGGCUGUCGUACUGCGCCACAUCUAUACAGGGUCCUUCGAGCACCUAACCGCAACGGCAGCGGCGGCGGCGGCGUCGACAUCGGAGCCGCUGCGCGCCGUCGCGGCACUCGCUGACCGACUGCUACUGCCGCAACUGUGUGCGCACGCGCAGGAGCUGCUACUGCGUGACUUGGCGCCGGACACGGUGGUUUCGGAGAUGCUUUGGGCGGAGCGCGCAGGGCUACAAACCCUGUUGGCGCAGCUCGAGCAGUACUUUGUCGUACAUGCGGCGGAGGUGGCGCAGCAGGCGCCGCAGAGCGUUGAUCGGUUAUUGGAGGGGGGGAACACUGAGAACCCCGGAUAG